CGAACCCCCAUGGCCCUCCGCCGCCAUUGAGAACUGAAAUCGAAACUAAUCCGACGAUACGAGCUCGAGCUACCCCUCCGCCCCCCUCCAUUGCACCCCGCAUCACCACUCUCACCCUCACUCCGGCCACCACAAUCCAGAAAAGAUGUCAACAACAGCGCUCAAGCUCGGAUCGCUCGUGAUCCGCACGCUUGCAAAACCCAUAGCGACCCGCAUAAAAUCGCAAGCGCGCGACCAUCCCCGUUUCCGCAAAGUAUGCAUCGUACUUGCCCAGCGCCUGCACCAGAUCGAUAUGCGCCUGCGCCUGGGGCUCCUCCGGGACACCUCGGCCAACAUCGAGAAAGCGGAGAAAGCCGAGGCCCUGCGGCGCCACAACGAGUCCCUACGGAAGAUGAAGGAGUCCGAGGCGAUCUACCCGGCGGAGACGGGCCAGGUGCGGAGUGAUAUCGUGACCGCGGUGCCGAAGCCGGCGGAUGGCGCUGCGAAGGAGGCGGGCAAGGUGGCUGCGCCGAGGAUCAGGCCGUUGACGGAGAGUAAGGCGAUCGAUGCUGGGGCGAACUUCAUCUCUGAGUUCUUCCUGUUCAGCGUGGCGGGCACCCUGAUCUUUGUCGAGGCGCUGCGGAGUAAGCGGAAGGAGGCUUCGCGGCGGGAUACGGUGCUUGAGCGUCUGGAUCUACUCGAGACACGGAAGCGCCAGGACCAGGAGCGGCUCGAGGAGCAGGAGCGCGAGCAUGAGUUAUUGCAGCAGAGGGUGCUCGCACUGGAGGAGCAGUUGUGGAAGGAUAAGGGUGGGAAAGGGAAGUUCCCUGGUGCAGAUGCGGGUUCCGGGGCGGUGAGGGCGUGGCAGCCUACCCCGCUGUGGGAGCCGAAGAGUGGGUUGGAAAAGAGUUUUUGGCAGAGGGUUUGGGGCGCGGGUGCGAAGGAGAAGAUUACCGACGAGGAGGUGGUGCUGACUGCCCAUUCGCCUUCCGGGAGUCCAUAGUGGGUUUAUUUCGGGCGUGUGUGCUUGCGGUUCGCUGUACCAUAUAUCCAUAUUUCGCCGCAUCUCCCGAAGCGUGUAGACUACUGUACAUAUAGCAUUCUUACAUUCAUAACUUACUCACCUAUACCUAUC
Molecule: messenger RNA, 1114 nt
Organism: Tricharina praecox
Lineage: Eukaryota; Fungi; Ascomycota; Pezizomycetes; Pezizales; Pyronemataceae
Product: optic atrophy 3 protein-domain-containing protein
Exons: 2
Coding region: 146-982 (278 amino acids)
Biological process (GO): regulation of lipid metabolic process
Cellular component (GO): mitochondrion
Source: RefSeq, a predicted model, not a curated record